AUGGGCCGGGCGGAGCCGACCGGUCCUACCGGUCGGCUCCGCCCCGAAAGCGGCCCCGAAAGCGGCCCGAGGCAAUUUUUAACCUCAUCGCUGGAACCCGAUCAACCUGAGCGGCCACACGUAUCGAGCUCGCUCUCGAGAAUGGAGGCGACAAUCUUCUGGACCCUGGUGCUGAUCCAGGAUCACCUCCUCCGCCAUGUUUGGAGCGCGCUGCCGCCGCCAAGUCACGUGACCAUGGAUUCGGUCAACAUGAGGCACGACCUGCGAUGGCGCCCCCCGCGGGCCCAAUGCAGCACGCCGCUGCGCUACUCGGUGCAGUUCCAGGGCGAGUUCGAGGCCACGGUUCUGAACGGCACUUGGCUGGAUUCUCCCGAGUGUCAGGACAUCACGCGCGCUCACUGCGACCUGUCCCUGGACCUGGGCUCCGACUCGGACUACAACGUCAGCGUGCGGGCGCGCUGCGGCUCCCGAAUCUCGUCGCGGGCGCAGCUGGUGGCGCCGUUCAACAGGAAGCGCACGGCGCUGACCGCGCCCGACGUGACGGCGUCGGCGGCGGGCGACGCCCUCCUGGUGUCCUUCGACCGGGCCCCGCCCGCCGCCUCCGUGGAGGUGGAGGUGUGGAACCGCGACGACGCCCGCGAACAGGUCCUCGCGUUCGAGGUUUCGGCCGAGCAGAAGCAGCUGCACGUCACCGACCUGCGGCGCGGAGCCACGUACUGCGUCCGGGCGCGCCUUCUGCUGGAAGGCAAAAUGCACAGCCGGGACACCCGAGAUCAGUCCCGACGCCCCCUGGAAGAGUCCCACCACGGGCGUGCUGACGCUGCUCCUCAUGGUGGGCGUCGCCUCCGCCCUCUUCUGGUGCGUCGCCCAGUGCCGGGCGCACCAUUACUGCCGCCGCCACUUCCACAAGGAGGCGCUGCCACGCUCGCUGCUUCUCGACGCUCCCGUCGCGACCGUCGUGCCGCGCGAGCCCGACCAGGAGGUGUGCGCGGACGUGCGUGUGGUACCGAAGGCCCGUCGCUAGCGGGACCGCCAGGGUCACGCUCGCCUCCGUGGGAUCGCUGUCGUGCAUUUGCAGCUUUCUUCUUCUUCUUCUUCUCGUCACAGAAGGCCCGGAAUGUUCUUCAGAACUUCCACCCAACGGUACGGCACGCGGAUGUAAACGAGCCGCGAUUCUGAUGCCGAUCAAAAGACCCCGAGAAAGAACGUUACGCUGCGGGUACGGAAUGGCAAGCGCAGAAAGUUGUUCGACCUCAAUCGCGCCGACCGCCGUUUCUAUCCGCCCGGCGAUUGGCCGGCGACCAGUUGAGGGCGUCGCUCGCCUCCCGCUGAGAUGGGCUCCGGCGCUCCUUGUGAGCAUAAGCGAGCCAGAAAACAUGGAAACGGAGCCUUUUCUCCUUCUGCUCUUAAACUAUAAAAGCCACGUUUUGCUUGUAUCGUUCUUUUGUUUUAUUUGUGGACUGCAAGAUUUCAGCUGGAGUUAGAAAAAAAAUAAAAAAAAUGUCCCCAUCAUCUCCUUGCAGAAAAGGUCCCUCAGAGGCCGGGCCUGGCGAUGGCCCACUUUGGCCGUCGUCGUCAAUGACGGGAACGUUUGUCCACUUCAAACACUUAAAGCUCAAAUCAGUUCAGUUCUUCAAGAUGAAUAAAAAAAAAAAAAAAAUCUUUUGUAAAAUGAUCUUUUUGUUUCAAGCGAAAUACAAAUGGAAAUGCAUCCUAAUAACGCACACUGGCUUUUCAAA
Messenger RNA from Syngnathoides biaculeatus (alligator pipefish), 1739 nucleotides. RefSeq names its product cytokine receptor family member B16 (gene il20rb). Lineage: Eukaryota; Metazoa; Chordata; Actinopteri; Syngnathiformes; Syngnathidae. The transcript has 7 exons. Bases 1 to 1179 code for a protein of 392 amino acids. The record is from RefSeq and is a predicted model, not a curated record. Gene Ontology annotation, molecular function: interleukin-20 binding.